This is a messenger RNA of Pimephales promelas (fathead minnow), 2943 nucleotides long. It is a transcript of the gene dusp19a, whose product is annotated as dual specificity phosphatase 19a. Lineage: Eukaryota; Metazoa; Chordata; Actinopteri; Cypriniformes; Leuciscidae. The record is from RefSeq and is a predicted model, not a curated record. Gene Ontology annotation, molecular function: JUN kinase phosphatase activity. Gene Ontology annotation, biological process: protein dephosphorylation; regulation of MAP kinase activity. Gene Ontology annotation, cellular component: cytoplasm.
GAAAAUUACUGAGAUUAAAAAAUAUUUUAGAAAGUUGCCUGCUCUGAAAAUACCUGAAUAAUUUGCGCAUUGGUUUGGGACAGGUUCACUAAUGCAAGCAAAUACAUGCAGUUAUAUUUCUCUCCUUUAGGUGUCACUGUUGUUUUGCUCUUCCCCAGGUAAUUAUGCUGAGGUACGCUAAUGAAUCUUCUCAGUUUUCAGGUAGUAUCAAGGUCACAGAAAUUUAGACGGGCAUUCAUUUACUAGGGAGGGAUAAGCACAGUCUCACAGCACAAACUAAGAUUAGGAGCCUUUACAUUUCUUCUUGGGACAUCCCCGCCGCAAAUGUGAUGCAGUCGCUUGCACAAGAGAUAAAAUCCUUCUCCAAAAGUAAAUUGCGAAAACAAUGCACCAGAGUAACGACUUUGAGCGGCAGGCGGAUUAUUGAGACAUGGAGAGGCUCCACUGUACAGGUGGUUGAGGAAACUGUACAGCCUGAAACUGCAUGUGGAUAUGUUCAGGAUAAUAACUGGGAUCUUCAGGUCGGAUAUAUUAAACCAUAUAUGUUGCUUGGGUCACAAGAUGCCGCUCAUGACUUUGGUACUUUGAGGAAAUAUAAGGUCACACAUAUAUUAAAUGUUGCGUAUGGCGUGGAAAAUGCCUUCCCUGACUUGUUCAUCUAUAAGACACUGAGCAUAAUGGAUCUGCCUGACACUAAUAUCAUAUCAUAUAUCAAGGAGUGUGCACAGUUUAUAGACCAGGCUAAAGCUGAGAAAGGAGUCGUACUGGUCCACUGCAAUUCUGGAGUUUCGCGUUCUGUCUCGGUUGUCAUCGGAUAUCUGAUGUUAAUGGAAAAUCAGCCAUUUGGUGACACGUUUGCGCUGGUGAAAUCUGCUCGACCGGCCUCUUGUCCAAAUCCAGGUUUCAUGGAACAGCUGAAAAACUUCAGACCACAAGACGCUAUACAAGCAAAUGGUUUGGGUCAUGAUUGAACAUUAUUCUAUACGACUGCAUCCACUCAAUGUUAAAAGGAUAAUUCACCACAUAAUUACAAUUCUGUCUACAUUUCUCAUUCUCGCAUCUUUUUGAAGCUUUAGGGCUUUUCUGGUCUCACUUUAUAUUAGGUGUCUUUAACUACUAUGGAUUUACUAACAUUAAUGCACUUACAGUAUUGAGUUUAUACACCUAUCCCUAACCUUACCUGUAUUGUUUUUGCAAUAUAAUAUAAUAUAUAUUUUUGAUGUAGGUACACCUAAUAUAAAGUGUGACUACUCUCUUUCUUAUGUAAAACACAAACUGUGCUACAUAAGCUGCUCUAAUCUACUCGUUUCCUCAGUAGAUUAGUGAAUAGCUGUCAAUCAUAUUUUUAAAGGCAAGUUUGGUGAAUAACUUACAUUUGAGUCUGUUCCUCACACAAAGCUUAGAAUAUAGCACAUGAGUUAUAUGCAACCACUUUUAUGGAGUUUUUUUUUCACACAAAAAUGAUAUGAGGGUGAGUAAAUAUUGGCAGAAUAUUUUUUUUUUUUUUUUUUUGUGAACUGCUCUUUUAAAGCCACCAGUGCUUCCAUUGCAGUCUCAUGUGGCUUUGAUUUAACACUUUGGACUUGUCUUAUGUGCUAAACCAGCUAAUAAGGAAGAGUGUUCUGGAAAGGUUCUCUCAAUAAAUGUUCUUCCAGUAACAUUAACAGAACAUUCGUUCAAAGUUAUCUGGUGUUUAAUAAUGUUCUCAUUUAUAUUAUAUUUAACUGUUACUACUUGUUUCAGGAUGUGUUUCAGAAAACAUUCAAAAGUAACAAUCCAAUAAGUUUGCAAAAAUUCAUAUAAUUUGGCUAUUUAAAAAAAAUACAUUUAGAAAGUUAAGCGAUCAUUCGGAAAUAAUGUUAUCAUAAGGUUAUGGGAACAUGAGCAAUACGUUCUUCAAACAUUUUAUUGUUAGCUGGGAAUAUGACACAAGUGAGUACACUUGCCUGUGACAUUACAACAACACUGUAAAAAAAUGUUCUGGAAAUUAUCUAUUAAUUUAAAGACAUUUCUUUUAACCCUAAAACACAAUGCAAUGCAGUGCAUAAUUGAACAUACUGAUAAAACUUGUAAAAAAAAAAAUCCUUCAUGUUAAUGCAGCGAGUAAUUCAGACAGUUUUGUAUUAAAUGACAGGAAGAGUGAAUUGCAGUACAAAGAAAUUCACGCUAAUUACAGAAGAGUUUGCAUUAGUUCCCAUUUCCAAUAUACCAUAUUAUUUGUAAUUCCGUAAAUCCAAUUACAGUUCAAUUUCAGGAAUCCACAUUCAAAGGCCAUUCACACCCAGACACUCAUUUUAGGAGCUUAUAUGGGGUAUAUAUGCCGUAUAACAAUAAAUCAGCAUUUAGAUGCAGUUAUCAUCCUGUUCUGCUAAAUUCAUCAGGCGGUUUAUAAUCUUCUUAUCUGAUAGUGACAUCUUGUGGUCACAGCUCACAUUUAGCCUUUUCAUUUGUUUUGUAAAAUUAUUAGAUCCAAUUCAGAUAAUAAAUAAAUAAAGAAUAACAUUCUGUUCUUAGACCAGCUUCUUACUUAGUAAGUUGGUCUUAGAUAAUAAGGCAUUUUGUCAUCAUUUAACUUCCCUGGUUUGCGUCUGGGAUGUUAAGCUAUAUUUAAUGCAAUAAAGAAACUUAUCAACUAUAAAGAGACCAGUUGAAGAAAUAUUCCUGUUACAUCAACUUUUAGCACAUUUUCUUUUGUAAUUUUGUACUUUUCAUUAUAUAUUUGAUUGUUUUUGUCCAUAGAUUGCAUAGUAAUGUAGUGUUUUUUUUAUUAUUAUCUUGUUUAAACCUGUUGUGAUUUUCUGAAGGUAGUAAUUUUUCAUCAUAUUUUUAUUUCUUUAUUAAAACUUCUUGAAUUUUGUGGUGUAGACUGAGCCUGUUUUUUGAUGUUUAGGUAUGAAUGUGUGGAAUGAAUUAUAUAUUGAAUAAAAUAUGUGUAUAAAGAUA